Closterium sp. NIES-65 is the source of this 1791-nucleotide messenger RNA. NCBI's taxonomy places the organism in Eukaryota, Viridiplantae, Streptophyta, Zygnematophyceae, Desmidiales, Closteriaceae. The record is from the annotation of a GenBank genome assembly.
AUGUCUUUGCGUCCGUCCACUGCUCCUCUGCGUGCCCCUUUGCCUUCUCCUCCUGAGUCCUCUCUUCCUGCGCUUGCCGACCCUGAGUCGGACUCUCUUCGUGCUGCCAGCCCUACUGUCACGCGUCUGCUUGCUACUGUUGUCACUGACCCCUCUUUUGAGUCCACUGCUGCGUCUGCUCUAGUCGCUGAGCUCGUCGACUUUGCUGCUCGCUGUCGUCUCGACUACGCUGCUAGUCUUGUUGCUGAGUCUGCGUCUGUCUGUCCUCCGUCCGUCGGGGGUGAGUGUGCUCUUGGCACGGACGUCCUAGAGGACAGGCAGGAGGAGUUACAGUGUCUAGCGGCUGCUUCACCUCAUCUCGCGUCUGUUCUGCUUGCCCUUGAGGGAGACCCGGAUGCACUAGACAUCCCGACUCCGCGUUCUUACGCGGAGGCCGUAGAGGGUCCCUACUCCUCUCAGUGGCAGGCAGCUAUGGAUGCAGAGAUGGCUUCCUGGAAGUCCACAGGCACCUACGUUGACGCGGUUCCCCCUCCUGGGGCGAACAUCGUCAGUGGCAUGUGGAUCUUCAGGGUGAAGCGGCCGCCGGGCUCUCCACCUGUCUUCAAGGCACGGUACGUUGCUCGUGGCUUCAGUCAGCGGCAGGGAGUUGACUACUUUCAGACCUUCUCUCCCACCCCGAAGAUGACUACUCUUCGGGUGCUGCUGCAUUUAGCCGCUCAGCGCGACUACGAGCUUCACUCUCUCGACUUCAGCACUGCGUUCUUGCAGGGUAGCCUGCACGAGGAGAUCUGGCUUCGCCGUCCACCUGGCUUCACUGGGACUUUCCCUCCUGGCACCCAGUGGAGCCUCCGACGGCCAGUCUACGGUCUCCGCCAGGCACCGCGUGAGUGGCACGACACACUGAGGACUACGCUUGCGGCUCUUGGGUUUGCUCCUUCUACUGCUGACCCGUCGCUGUUUCUUCGCACCGACACUUCCCUGCCGCCGUUCUACAUCCUCGUGUACGUCGACGACUUGGUCUUUGCCACAGCGGACACUGCUGGACUCGCCUACGUGAAGUCCGAGCUGCUGAAGAGACACACGUGCACAGACCUGGGUGAACUGCGCAGCUACCUUGGCUUGCAGAUCACUCGGGACAGAGCACGCCGCACCAUUACCCUGACUCAGUCACACAUGGUGCAGCAGGUCCUUCAGCGCUUCGGCUUUACACCGGAGCACAUGGCUGCAGCGAAGAGGGUAUUGCGCUACUUGUGCAGUACGUCGGGCAUGGGGCUAGUGCUUGGAGGGCGGAGUCCAGUGGUCCUUACCGGCCACGCGGACGCUUCUUGGGCUGACGACCAGGCUACGCAGCGGUCGUCACAGGGUUACACCUUCAGCCUUGGUUCCGGCUCUGUCUCGUGGCGGUCUACUCGCUCGUCUUCAGUUCUCGGCUCCAGUUGUGAGGCUGAGAUCUACGCCGGGGCCAUGGCUGCACAGGAGCUUCGCUGGCUCACCUACCUGCUGACUGACCUUGGAGAGCCGCCUCGUUCUCCUCCAGUGCUGUACGUAGACAACAAGGCCAUGCUGGCCUUGUGUCGAGAGCAGCGCUUGGAGCACAGAACGAAGCACAUUGCUCUCCGCUACUUCCUUGCUCGUGAGCUGCAGCAGCGUGGUCAGUUGCGACUUGCGUACGUGGCCUCUGAGGCCAACACUGCUGAUGUGUUCACCAAGGCACUCGCGCCUUGUGACCAUCAGCGCUUUUGCACCCAGCUGGGUCUUGUACUUGUCUUGCCUCACUUGCUCUCCUCUUGA